AUGCGAGUUGAGGUAACUCUUUUUUUGUUGAAAAUUGUGUUAUUUCAGGCCUGAAAUUUAAAAAAAUUCAAAAAAAUUUUCCAGGACGAUCUUCGCUUCUUGUAUUCUCCCGAAAAUUCAUUGUCCAGAGUCGAAUAUCAAGUUCAUAAGGAAUUCAGCGGGGAUUCUUUGAAUAAGUGAGUUUGGAUUGCUCAGGUUAGGUGAAAUUUGAAUUUUUCGUGAAAUUUCGAGCUGAAUGAUAUCAAGAAAUCCUAUUUUCUAGCUUAAUAUGAGCAAUCUUCAUUUUAACAAGUUUAACAUGAGCAAUCCUUUUUUCUAUCCUAAUAUGAGCAAUCCUAAAUCAUUUCUAGCUUAAUAUGAGCAAUCCUAAAUUCUUCUAAGUUCUUCUCCGAGAAUUCGAAAAUUUAAAAAAAUGAGCCUAACAUGAGCAAUGCUCUAAAUUUUCAAAAAUUAAUGGAAAAUCUAAAAAUUCAGAUUUGACAUGAGCAAUCCUAUUUUCUAGCUUAACAUGAGCAAUCCUAUUUUCUAGCUUAACAUGAGCAAUCUUUUGAAUCCAGAAUCCACGUGGAAUCUGAAAAUUAUAGAUUUAAAAUGAGCAAUCCUUAUUUCCAGGUCUAAUAUGAGCAAUACUCAAAUAUUUCUAGUUUUACCUGAGCAAUCCUAUUUCCCAUCUUAAAAUGAGCAAUCUUUUUAAUUUUCAAAUUCAGAAUCCACGUGGGAUUCCCUUGAAUUUCAUGGUUAACAUGAGCAAUCCUAUUUUCAGCUCCAAUAUGAGUAAUCCUAAUUACUGCUCUAAUAUGAGCAAUCUUAAUUUUCAACGCUAAUAUGAGCAAUUUUCAUUUAAACAAGCUUAACAUGAGAAAUCCUACUUUCUAGUUUAAUAUGAGCAAUAAUUAUUUUAACAAGCUUAACCUGAGCAAUCCUAUUUCGCAUCUUAAAAUGAGCAACAAUCUUUCAGCUCGUUCGUCUCAAUCACAGUUCAAUCAAAAUCCUCGGACAAAAACCUGCUGACACCUCAAAUGGCCAAAAAACUGACAGCUCUAAAUAAACAUGUGCUCGAAAAAAUGGACGUUGAGAUUGGCGGGGAGCGCGUGAAUUUUGGCUCGAAAAUCUGCUCGGCAAUGAAGAAUUGCGAGCUCUCCAACACGAUUUUGACAAUAUUUUUGGACACUUUUUGGAGUGAAAAAUUGAGGAAAGAUCCGCGGGUUUCUAUCGAAUACCCCACCAUGAAGUUUUUCGACAACAAAUUUUUCCUGCCCACACAUUUGUAUGGCGUGAAAUUGGGUGGUCCGCUAGGAAUUGAGAAAGUCGAGCUGGUGCAUUUGAUCUAUCAGAUGCCUGACUAUGGAAUCUAUACAUCAGAAGAGGUUUCGAAGAGUUUUGAGGUGGCUUUGCGCGGAGUUUUGGAGCAGGAUCAGGAUUUUGACACGUCCAUGUUUAGUUUAUCGAUUUUGAAGGAUGAGAUGCAGAAAAACGCGACCUAUACAAUGCCUUUCAUUUCGUUGACAGUCCUGUUGCUUUUGUGUUUUACAGUGGGAUCUUGGUGAGUUUUGGGUGCUCCAGAAUGAGCCCGAACACUAUGGGGUUUGCAGAGAGCGCAGAGGGGCUUACACUCGCUCCGCUCGAGCCGCUGACGCGGAAGAUUCCGGGGCGCUUUGCGCGAGGUUGCUAGAGAGUAUAGGGUUUUGAGAGAGGGUAGAGAAACUAGAGGCGGCUAGAGACGCAGAGGGAGUUACACUCGCGCUUCCGCGCUCGAGCCGCUUACGCGGAAGAUUCCGGGGCGCUUCGCGCAAGAUUGCUAGAGAGCAUAGGGAAUUGAAAGAGCGCAGAGAAGCUAGAGGGUUAGAGACGCAGAGGAAAGCUUGCGGCAGACAUGUAAGGUCAAAUAGCUAGAGAACAUUGAAAAGUCAGAGACGCAGAGAAGCUAGACAUCGAGAGAGACGGAGGGAUUUGCACUCGCGCAAAAUUGCUAGAGAGCAUAGGGUUUUGAGAGAGCACAGAGAGGCUAGAUGGUUAGAGACGCAGAGAAGCCAGACUGCUAGAGACGCAGAGGGAAAUACACUCGCUCCGCUCGUGCCGCUUACGCGGAAGAUUCCGGAGCGCUUCGCGCAAGAUUGCUCAGGUUAAAAAAAAUUCUGCCACGUGGAUUCUGAAGUACAGUAAUCCAGACUUAUUCGAAUUUCUCGAAAAAAAAAACGUGGAUUUUUUGGCGCCAAAAUCUACAGUACUCUUUGGAUUUUUUUUUUCUAACCUGAGCAAUCUUGCGCGAAGCGCCCCGGAAUCUUCCGCGUAAGCGGCACGAGUGAAGCGAGUGUAUGUCCCUCUGCGUCUCUAGCUGUCCAGCUUCUCUGCACUCUCUAAACCCCCAUGCUCUCUCGCUGUCUCGCGCGAAGCGAGUGUAUGUCCCUUUAAAUCCACGUGGCAGAAGGAGUACUGUAGGUAGAUCAAACCCCAUAGUGUUUAGGCUCAUUUUGAAGCUCUGAAAAAAUCUGAAACCCGAUUUUGCAGCAUGACCGAUAACUGGGUGACAUCGAAACCAAUCGAAGCAAUGAUCGGAAUUCUCGUCUCCUCAAUGGCUAUUGUUUCGGCAGCCGGCCUACUUUUUGCUCUCGGAGUUCCUUUCAUCAAUCAAGUCACCGUGAUGCCAUUUAUUGCCCUGGCUAUUGGAGUUGAUGAUGUUUAUGUGGGUUUUUUAUUUGGAUUUUUUAGAAGAAGCUGCUGAAAAUCACUGAAAAUUAGUGUUUUCACGAUUUUCAGCACAAAAUUUGAGCCUAGAAACUCUUCAAAAGGUACUGUAGAAAAUUGUGCCAAAAAUUCCGAAAAAAUGGAUCAACUAGUUUAUUGUCGAAAAAAAAUGUUUCUGGGCUCAAAUUUUGAGCUGAAAAUCGUAGAAUCGCUGAAAAUCAUGCUUUUCACGAUUUUCAGCACGAAAUUUGAGUCUAGAACAAUAUUUCAGCACAAAAUUAUGGUUGAUCCAUGUUUUUGGAAUUUUCGGCACAAUUUUCUACAGUACCUUUUGAAGAGUCUCUAGGCUCAAAUUUCGUACUGAAAAUCAUGGAAUAUCUGAAAAUCGCUGAAAAUUAGUGCUUUCAUGAUUUUCAGCACAAAAUUUUAGUCUAGAAAGCCUUUUUCCAGUUGAUCCAUUUUUUUUUUGGAAAUUUCGGCACAAUUUUCUACAGUACCUUUUAAAAAGUUUCUACGCUCAAAUUUUGUGCUGAAUCUCGUAAAAUUGCUGAAAAUAACUGAAAAUUAGUGUUUUCAUGAUUUUCAGCACAAAUUUUCAGUCUAGAAACUCUUCAAAGAGUACUGUAGAAAAUUGUGCCACAAAUUCCAAAAAAAUGGAUCAACCGGAUUACUGUAGAAAAAUAUGUUUUAAGGCCUAAAUUUUGAGCUGAAAAUCAAGAAAUCACUGAUUUUCAGCCAUGAAAAAUUGCAGGUAAUGCUUGGCGCAUGGCAAGACACAAAGAAGACCUAUUCUCCGGAAAAACGGAUGGCUCUAGCGCUCGCGGAAGCCGGUUCCGCAAUCACUGUCACCAGCUUAACUUCAGUGUUAAGCUUCGGAAUCGGAACCUUUUCCUCAACUCCAGCCAUCACCAUAUUCUGCAAGUUUAUUUGUGUUGCAAUCGGUUUCGAUUGGUUCUAUCAACUCACAUUUUUUGCGGCUGUUAUGGCGAUGGGAGCAAAAAGAGAAGCGGCCGGAUAUCAUUGUGUUUUUGUUUGGAAACGAUGUGAGAAGAGUGAGAUUGAGAAGGGAAAAAGUGAAAAAGCCAUUUCACCGACCAGAUAUUUUUUUGAGAAUAUUUUUGCGCCUUUUAUAUGCAAACCGGUGGUGAGGAUUGGAAUGGUGAGUGGAUUUUGAGGGCUUCAAAAUGAGACCAAACACUAUAGGGUUUGAUCUACCGAUUUAAAGGGACAUACAGUAGUACCCCAUGCAUUUUUGGUCUCAAAAAACGUGGAUUUUCUACUGUACUCCUUUUGCCACGUGGAUUCAAAGGGACAUACACUCGCGCUUCCGCGCUCGAGCCGCUACGCGGAAGAUUCCAGGGCGCUUCGCGUGAGAUUGCUAGAGAGCAUAGGUUUUGGAGAGAGUGCAGAGAGGCUAGACGGUUAGAGACGCAGAGAAUAUAGGCGACCAAAGAAGACUAGACGGCUAGAGACCGUUGGACGGCUAGACACGGCUAGAUAGCUAGAGACGCAGAGGGAAACACACUCGCUCCGCUCGUGCCGCUUACGCGGAAGAUUCCGGGGCGCUUUGCGCGAGAUUGCUCAGGUUAAGAGCUUCAGAAUGAGCCUAAACACUAUAGGGUUUGAUCUACCUACAGUACUCCUUUUGCCACGUGGAUUUAAAGGGACAUACACUCGCUUCGCUCGAGAUUGCUAGAGAGAAUAGUAGAUGUUAGAGACGCAGAGAAGCUAGAGACGACCAGAGAAGACUAGACAGUUAGAGACGCAGAGGGAAUUAGGAGUGCUAGAGCGCAGAGAAGGUUAGACAGUUAGAGACAAUGGGAAAAUUAGAGACGCAGAGAAGCUAGACGGCUAGAGAGGUUAGACAGCUAGAGAGCUAGAGACAGUGAGAAAUUUAGAGACGCAGAGAAACUAGACUGCUAGAGAGUACAGAGUUUUGAGAGACGGCAGAGGAUCAGAGAGCUAGAUAGUAUAAUGAUUUGAGAGAGCACAGACGGUUAGGGAUAGGUUAGGGAUAGCUAGAGACAAUGGGGGAAAAUCAAAGACGCAGAGAAGGCAUCAGAGAGCUAGAGACGCAGAGAAACUAGAUAGCUAGAGACAGUUAGAGACACCUAGACGGCUAGAGGUUAUGGGGAAGCUAGAGACGCAGAGUGAUUAGACAGCUAGGGACGCCCUACAGUACCCUAGCCAUGUUUGGUGUCAAAAAAUCCCGAUUUUUUCACAGCUCGCUCUCUACAUUCUCUACAUAGCUGUGUCAUUCUACGGAUGUGCUCAACUCGAGCCAAAUUUGACGCCAUCAACACUAGUCGUCGAUGAUUCACCCCUAAUUCCAUAUUUGCUUUUGGCCGAGAAGAAAAUCUGGGCCGAAGGUCUGAUUGGACGGAUUUAUGUGAAUCGAGCACCGGAUUUCAGGUAGGUGGGGGGCUUUUCCGGGCCUGAAACUGGGCCCCCGGGCUUGUUUAGUAUCAAAAUUUGGCAAAUUUCCAGCCGCCAACCGGAACUCGUCGAAAAAAUGCUGAAAAUGGUCGAGGAAUUGGAAUCAACCCCGUUUUCCAUGGGACCGAAUUCGACGAAUUUUUGGCUAAGGGAUUUCAAUAAUUAUAGACAAUUUUUUGCGCAAGAUGAUGCAAAAUUCUAUGAGACACUCAAAAGCUUUUUGCAGGUGAGAAAAAAAAAAGUUCGCCGCGGGCAAAACUCGAACCCUUGACAUUGCGCGCGGCGCGAGCGCCUUAGACCACUCGCACAUGUGUGCAUUUGGUGGGCGCUGGGUAAAUUGUCGAUAAAUGAUGCGCUCGCGUUUUUUUUCUCAAUCCACGUGGCUUUUGGCGCCACGUGGCUUAUUUGGUGUCAAAAAAUGCGCAAUUUUUUGCAGGUCUCAUUCAACAAUCACUGGGAAACCGAUCUCGUCUGGGGACCAUCGGAGACCGCCUCAAAAACCCCCCGAGUCCAAAAAUUCGUGCUCACAACCGCCUUCAAAAUCCCGAAUUGGAAUGUUCGAACCUCGCUGUUGUUGAAUUGGCGAAAUAUAACCGGAAGAUAUCCCGAAUUUGAGGCGCUCGUAUUCGACGAGAAUAAUUUCUAUAGUGAUCAGAUGCUCGAGCUGCAGAGCACCAUUUUAUCGUCGCUGGGAACCGCGAUCUUGACACUGAUUACUGGUGAGUUUAAUGAGAUUGCUCAGGUUAAGAAGAGCUUCAAAAUGAGCCCAAACACUAUGGGGUUUGAUCUACCUACAGUACUCCUUUUGCCCUUUUUUUUUUUGAAAAAUCCGCAUUUUUUGAAUCCAAAUAAGCCUGGAUUACUGUAUGUCCCUUUAAAAUUGAAAAUUUAAAAAAAAUUAAAUUUAAAAAUUAAAGUUAAAAAACAAAUCAAUUUUAAAUUUAAAAUUUAAAGGCACAUACAGUAAUCCAGGCUUAUUUAGUCUCAAAAAACGUCGAUUUUCUACAGUACUCCUUUUGCCACGUGGAUUUAAAGGCACAUACAGUAGUAAUUCAGGCUUAUUUGGAUUCAAUGUUCCUUUAAAUUUCUGAAGUACUGUAGAAAAUCCACGUUUUUUGAAACCAAAUAAGCCUGGAUUACUGUAUGUGCCUUUAAAUCCACGUGGCAUGAGAAGUACUGUAGGUAGACUCAUUUUGACGCUCUUAAAGACACAUCAGCCACUGGAAAUGAGUCAGAAAUGGUGUUGUUGUUCUUUCAUAACAUGUUCUAAGGAAUCGAAAUACAUAAAAAUAAAGAAAAAAUUUUGAGCCUGGCAAAAGUAAAAAAAAAAAAAUAAUUGUUUUUGAAAACGCUCAGCCGACGGGAAUUUUUUUGACGGUGUUUGCACACACUCCGUGACACUUUUGUGUACCGUAUUCCUUUUAUUUAUUUUUUUUAUUUUUGUUCAAUUUUCCAAUUUUUACUUCGUCUUUUCCCGAUUUUUCAUGUUUUGAACUGUUUUCAUUUCACAAAAGAUGGAGAAAUGCGAUUUUUGUUUAAAACCGACAACAAGCAAUAAAAAAUUUACAUACUCCAAAGAGUUUUAUGCCAUAUUCGCUGCAGGAAUUACCGCCGGAAAGUUGUAUACGCCGGAUAUCAAGCGAUUAUGUAAUCUGAACCGAAUCAAGAUUUUGAUGAUAUCUUCUAAUUCCCUCUAAAAACCAAAAACGUUGAAUUUCAGCCCAAAAUGCAGUGAUCCGGAGUUGAAGAUCGAAUUGGAUGGUUGAAUUCUAGGAAAUUAUGUUGUCGACCUACUUCCAGCAAUUAAUUGACAGACAAUUUUGAAAAAAAUCACCAAAACCUCUCAAAAAUCGUGAAAAGUCCAAUUUCAACACUGAAUUGAUGUAAAACUUCGAAAAAUCUCAGAAACCCCUAAAAAAUCUCAGAAAAAUUAAAUUUCAGCAAGAAUUGUGUGCUCCAGAAUUGAAAAUCAGAUUGGAUGGUCGAAUUCCGUGAACUUGGAUUGUCAACACAGGCAAUAACGGAAGGAUCCAUAAUGUGCACCUUAUGGAUCCAUCACCUCAAGGGGGCUUGAUGGAUCCAUAAUGGAUCCAUUAUGGAUCCUUCCGUUAUUGCCUGUGUCCAUAAUAGAUCCAUACUGGAUCCAUAAUGGAUCCAUUAUGGAUCCAUCAAGCCCCCUCGAGGUGAUGGAUCCAUAAGGUGCACAUUAUGGAUCCUUCCGUUAUUGCCUGUGCAAGAAACUUCCAGCACCAAAUUAAUCAAAAACCUCGAAAAAAUUCGAAAUAAAUCUCCCAAAACCCUCAAAAUAACGAAAAGCUUAAAUUUCAGCCAAAAAUCGUGUGCUCCAGAGUUGAAAAUCAGAUUGCAUGGUCGAAUUCCAUUAACUUGGAUUGUCGAGGAACAGAAUUCAUCGAAAAUGUCAAAAAAAAUUCAGAAAAAUCUGAUUUCAGCCAGAAAUUUGUUGAAAUAACUCGAAAUGUAGAAAUCCAUAAAAAUAAAAUUCUUCUCUGUAAAAUUCUGCUUCGAUUAAUAUAUUGAUCAAUGAAAUUGGUUCAGAAUGAGACGAAAACGAUCAAUCUCAAAAACGCCAAGUCUCAAAUUGAAAAUGUGUGUUUGCAAGUUUGUGUGCAUUUUCCCUUUCACCGCCUAUGCCUCUUCGGUUUCUCAUUUUCAUGACUAUCUAUUCACAGCGAAAUGGGCAGUUUUAGACGGGCUUUCAGAUCAGCACAAGACAUCCUGAUGAAAUUGGCGUUCUGAUUCAUAAACUACAAACAAACGAAAUCCUCGAAAAAAAAACAAUAAAUAUUCUCCGAGAGAAAUACACAGACGUGUGUGCAACAGAGCGCACAUGCUGUUUUGUCAUUUGAAAAAUAUUGCGCGAAAUCUGUUUUUUCCAGUGGCUGAUGUGUCUUUAAGGGUUCGCUGCAAGAAAAUGAUCUUGUCAAGGGAUCGCGCCUUGACAACACUAUUGACAAGCAGCCAACCCUUGAGAAGCCUCUUGUUAAGGUUAGCUGCGAGAAAAUCGUCUUGUCAAGGACUAGCGCCUUGAGAACACUCUUUACAAGCAACCAACCCUCGAGAAACCUCUUGUUAAGGGUUAGCUGCAAGAAAAUGAUCUUGUCAAGGGCUUGCGCCUUGAGAACACUCUUGACAAGCAGCCAACCCUUGAGAAGCCUCUUGUUAAGGGCUCGCACCUAUGGAAAGCUUGUGUCAAGGACUAGCGCCUUGAGAAGCCUCUUGACAAGCAAUCAACCCUUGAGAAACCUCUUGUUAAGGGUUAGCUGCGAGAAAAUGAUCUUGUCAAGGGUUGACUCCUAGAGAACACUCUUGACAAGCAGCCAACCCUUGAGAAGCAUUUUGUUAAGGGUCAGCGCCUAGAGAAGCUAUCCAAAAUGCGUCAGCAAAUUUAGAAGCUACCAGAAAUGCGUCAGCAAAUUUAGAAGCUACCAGAAAUGCGUCAGCAAAUUUAGAAGCUACCAGAAAUGCGUCAGCAAAUUUAGAAUCUACCAAAAAUGCGCAAGCAAAUCCACGUGGCUUUGAGCACACUUUAAAAAUGGAAAAAUACAGGAUUGCUCAUGUUAACCUAGAUCCUUUAAAAAUGGAAAUAUUGAGCUAAAAUUUGACUUUUGCCACGUGGAAUUUUCGAGAAGUACUGUAGGCUUUUUUGUGCCAAAAUUUUGGAAUUUUGGAUUUUUGAGGUUCAGAAUUCGCGAAUUCCAAAAAAUGUGAAUCUAGAAGCCACAAAAUAUGCGUCAGUCAACCUCCCUCCGCAAUUUCCAGGCCUUCUUCACCCCCGAACUUGUGCUAACUCAAGGCGGCGUCGACCCCCUGAUACGUGGAUUAUUUGCCAGCCCUUUGAAACAUCCAAUGCCCAGCCAACUUUUAAAUAUGGAACUUAUCGAGAAACUUUUCAUGAAGGGACAUGAGGUAAGUCCAGAAGCUUCUAAAAAUGCGCCAAGCUACAAAAAACACGUCAAUCUCAGGUCGCCCUGGAUCUGGCUGUCAUGAAUAUUCAAAGAUCUCGCGAUCACGGUCUACCAAGCUACACCGAAUACCGCAAAUUCUGCAAUCUAUCAAUUCCAAGCUCAUUUUCCGACAUGAAACCGUAUAUCAAAGAUGAUUCGGUGCUUCAGAAGCUUCAGGGACUCUACGGAGUACCAGGUAAGUGAUCAGCGCCCCCGAAAACCCCGGAAACCCCGUUGAAAUCUUUGAAAACGCGGCGAAAUUGAAAAAGGGGCGGAGCCUAGCGCACAGAGAAGAUGGGAGAGCGCGCUGCCCGUGAGACGUCGGCUGCAUGAAAUAGGCAUAUAUAAAAGGGAAAUGAGAAAAGGGGGAGAGAUGGAAAAGGGGAGAAAUGAGAGAGCGCGAUGAAUGUUUACCAUCUUUCGGCUGAACUAUGCUGAUGCCAACUUUUAACUAUGCUGAGCGACUUUUAUUUUUUCUGGAAUAAUUUUGCUGAAAUUUUCAGAGAAUAUCGAUUUAUGGGUUGGUGGAAUUGUUGAGGAAAAGCUGGAAAAUGCGCUUUUUGGCGAGACUUUUGCGUGUAUAAUUGGAGAACAAUUCAAAAAAUUGCGAGAUGGCGACAGGUUUUGGUACGAGAAAGAGGGCGUGUUCACCCCGAAUCAACUUCGCGAGAUCAAAAAAGUCACCCUGGCUAGAAUCAUUUGUGAUAAUGGUGAUGAGAUUGAUCGAGUACAACGCGAUGUUUUUGUGUAUCCAGGAGGGACGGAUAAGAAAUUGUAUGAGAAGUGUGAAAUGUUGGAGGCGAUGGAUUUGGGAAAAUGGAACAAGUGUUGUGAUGAUGUGUGUCCGACGAUGUUGGAUCGGAUUUUGAGGAGGUUAGUUAGAUUCUGGGGGAGAUUUGGAGUCGAAUGAUACCGAAUACUGUGGGGGUAGGCCUGGAAAGGGCCUGGGCUUGUUUAGGCCUGGUCUGGGCUCGAAAAAUCUGGAUUUAGGGUCAAAAUUAGGCUCUGGGUAUUCUGGAAUUUGAGGUUUUUAGCUAUGUUCAUUGAAGCCUGAAAUCUAGGCUUUUCAGGCCUCAAAUUCAGGCUUAUCUAGGCCCUGAAAAUCCGGAAUGUUUAGGCUGAAACUGUGCCUAAUUUAGGCCUUAGAUCUAGGCUUACAUGGGCUUAUUUAGACACAAAACAUCCGGAAUGUUUAGGCCUAAAAUCCAGGCUUGUCAGGCCUCAAAUCCAGGCUUACUUAGACUCAAAAAUUUGGGAUUUUCUGGACCACAACUAGGCUUAUUUAGGCUCUAAAAAUCUAAAAUUUCUAGGCCUAAAUCAAGGGUUUUCAGGCCUGAAAUCUGGGCUCAUCUAGUCUCAAAAAAUCCCCAAUUUUCCGGACCAAAACUAGGCUUAUCUGGGCUCUUUUCCUAAAUCCAGGCUCAUUUAGGCUCAGGCCCAAAACCCAGGCUUAUCUAGUCUCAAAAAAUCCCCAAUUUUCAGGACCAAAACUAGGCUUAUCUGGGCUCUUUUCCUAAAUCCAGGCUCAUUUAGGCUCAGGCCCAAAACCCAGGCUUAUCUAGUCUCAAAAAAUCCCAAAUUUAAAUUUCCAGCCGUCACCGCGGUUCUCGCCUUCACGGCUGCAAUUCCAACGGUUUGUGGCGUCCGGAAGGCGCAAAAUGGCUUCCGGAAAACGAGUACUGUACCGAAUGUGUGUGUCAGGGCGGAAGAGUUUGGUGUGCCACCAAAGAGGACUGCUCCGAUACCAGAAGCCCGUUUUGA
Molecule: messenger RNA, 10847 nt
Organism: Caenorhabditis angaria
Lineage: Eukaryota; Metazoa; Nematoda; Chromadorea; Rhabditida; Rhabditidae
Source: the annotation of a GenBank genome assembly